Messenger RNA from Culex quinquefasciatus (southern house mosquito), 901 nucleotides. RefSeq names its product pheromone-binding protein-related protein 6. NCBI's taxonomy places the organism in Eukaryota, Metazoa, Arthropoda, Insecta, Diptera, Culicidae. Gene Ontology annotation, molecular function: odorant binding. Bases 393 to 833 code for a protein of 146 amino acids. Gene Ontology annotation, biological process: sensory perception of smell. The transcript has 4 exons. The record is from RefSeq and is a predicted model, not a curated record.
UUUCAGCAGUUUUGCUGUGCAAUGCUGAGGCAGGUGCUCGAAGUAUAAAACUGAACGAAAUUAAUGAAAGCGUCCAGAGCUGCUUUUGUUUCCAGUGCAGCUGCAGCAAAGACGAGAGGAGACAAGUCUAGAGAAGAGUUUGCUGGUUGGUUGGAUGCUAGAUUUUUUCCUGCACGCUUGCAGUGUGUUCCGGUGCUUGAGAAAAUCCACUCUCAUUCCACAACUGCUGGCUUCUCGUUGUUCUCCAGUGGUUGGAAAUCCGUAACAAAGCGAACCACUAUCAGAGGUGAACUAACGAGAUAAAAAGAAGCGCAUCGUAAAGUGAAAAUAACAAAAUCUAAUAUAAGAAAAGUCACGUGAAAGGAAAAUAGUCGCUGAGAGAGUUGGCGGAAAUGUUUACGACCACUGUGCUGGGGCUCGGGCUGUUACUACUCCUCCAGGUUGGACUCAUCAGCUGUGAGGAACCGAGGCGAGAUGCUGAAUACCCUCCACCGGAGUUUUUGGUGAAGAUGAAGCCCAUGCAUGAUGAAUGUGUUGCAGAAACAGGUGCCUCCGAAGAUGCCAUCAAGCGCUUCAGCGAUCAGGAGAUCCACGAGGACGAUAAUCUGAAAUGCUACAUGAACUGCUUGUUCCAUAAGGCCGGCGUGGUGAAUGACAAGGGCGAGUUCCACUACGUAAAAAUCCAGGACUUUUUGCCCGAAUCAAUGCAUCUCAUUACGCUGAACUGGUUCAAGCGAUGCCUGUACCCACAGGGCGAGAAUCUGUGCGAGAAGGCAUUCUGGCUGAACAAGUGCUGGAAAGAGCGAGACCCGGUGCACUACUUUUUGCCCUGAAUACAUUCAGCGAUUGUAGCUGUCAAGAAGAGUAAAUUGAAUUUCGUAUUGUUUUUGUUUACCAAAAA